UAUGAUUAAAUUACAGAGGUGACGGUGCAUCCGCAGUUUGGCUACUGCCCGAGAUUGACUCCCGCAUCUGCGCCGUGCGCUACGGUUGACCUGCUACUCGCAAUCUGGCCAUUACCGUUGAUCUCCACCUCAAGACAGCGGCGUGGCGACUCCCAAGACUGAAGCACCAGCUCUAGGAAAGGCUCGCACUCGAGAGAAGGACAGAGCCCCAGCCCACGCCACCGCCAAUGGCGGUGAUGAAGACGAAGCCGGCUGCAGAAGGCAAGCGAUGCUGCCCGGGAAUCAACACCAAGCUCGUCGCCUUCCUGCUCACAGUGCCGUCACUCAUCGUCUUCCUUGGUGGGCGCAAUGGCGAGCAGCCGGCGGUCGAGAUCGAGGCGGUCAUGCCCGGCAGAGAUCCAGAAGCUGUCUCGUUCCUGCAACGGAAGACAGCACACGAUGACAGGCUUCUCGGCGGCCUCCUAGCCGACGGCUUCGACCAAAAAUCCUGCCACAGCCGGCACCAAUCCGCCGUGUACCGUCGUAACGCCGGCAGGCAACCGUCGCAUCACCUCAUCUCCAAACUGCGGAGCCACGAAGCUCUACAAAGACGGUGCGGCCCGGGCACAGCCGCGUACACCAACGCUCUGGAGCAGCUCAAGUCCGGCAGGAGCGUCGCGUCACCGGAGUGCAGGUACCUGGUCUCCAUAUCGUACCGCGGCCUCGGCAACCGGAUCCUGGCCGCGGCGUCGGCGUUCCUGUACGCGCUGCUCACCGACCGCGUCCUCCUCGUUGACCCCAGCCACAUGACGGACGAGCUCUUCUGCGAGCCGUUCCCGAACACGACAUGGCUGCUGCCUCCGGGGUUCCCGCUCUUCAACUAUCAGAGCUUUUACCUCGACACGCCGGAGAGGUUCGGGAGAAUGCGGGAGGACGGAGUGCUGAGAACCGGCGUGACAAACGGCUCCGCCCCCGCCGAGCUGCCGGCGUUCGCGUACAUCCACCUCGACUACAACCAGACGGACCACGACAAGCUCUUCUUCUGCGACGACGACCAGAGGGUUCUCCGGGACAUCCAGUGGCUGGUGAUGAGGACGGACAGCUACAUCGUGCCGGGCCUGUUCCUGGUGAAGGCGUUCGAGGAGGAGCUCGACGGUCUGUUCCCGGAGCGCGACGCCGUGUUCCACCACCUCGGCCGGUACCUGUUCCACCCGACCAACCAGGUGUGGGGCCUCAUCGCGCGGUACUACCGCGCGCACCUCGCGUCGGCGCGGCGCGUGGUGGGCAUCCAGGUGCGCGUCUUCCCCUGGGAGGCGGAGUCGCCGGAGAUCCUGGAGCAGAUCAAGACGUGCACGCAGAACGAGAGGCUGCUCCCGGCGGUGCUGGACGAGGUGGAGGACGACGAGCCGGCGGUGGCCGGUGCCCAGCAACCGACGGCCGUCCUGGUCACCUCCCUCAAGGCCUGGUACAGCGACAAGAUGAAGGAGAUGUACUGGGAGCGCGCGGCGGCGGACGGCAGGGUGGUGGUGGUGGAGCAGCCGAGCCACGAGGAGACCCAGCGCUACAACGUGAGGUCGCACGAGCACAAGGCCUGGGCGGAGGUGUACCUGCUGAGCGUGGCGGACAUGCUGGUGACCACCGGGCAGUCGACGUUCGGGUACGUGGCGCAGGGGCUCGGCGGGCUAAAGCCCUGGGUGCUGCACCAUGUCGCCAACGGCACGGUGGGGUGGCCGUGCAGCAGGGACGUGUCCAUGGAGCCGUGCUUCCACGUCCCGCCGCAGUACGACUGCAAGCGACGGGAAGACGCCGGCCUGGUCGUGCCGCAUGUGCGCCACUGCGGAGACCUGCCCGCGGGACUGAAGCUAGUCGAUCGAAGAGAAUGGUAGAAACAAGACAAAAAUGACCGUAUUUCUUUGACGAAAACUUCCGAAUGCACAUGCUUUGUAUCGAUAUCCAGCCAUACUGUGCUGAUGGGUAGAACAUUGCCGAAAAUUCUGAAUGCACAAACAAGAGAUGGUGUA
Aegilops tauschii subsp. strangulata is the source of this 2000-nucleotide messenger RNA. RefSeq names its product galactoside 2-alpha-L-fucosyltransferase-like. Gene Ontology annotation, biological process: cell wall biogenesis; xyloglucan biosynthetic process. The record is from RefSeq and is a predicted model, not a curated record. Gene Ontology annotation, cellular component: membrane; Golgi apparatus. Lineage: Eukaryota; Viridiplantae; Streptophyta; Magnoliopsida; Poales; Poaceae. Gene Ontology annotation, molecular function: galactoside 2-alpha-L-fucosyltransferase activity.